This is a messenger RNA of Paramecium tetraurelia, 1599 nucleotides long. RefSeq lists its product as uncharacterized. Gene Ontology annotation, molecular function: proteasome binding; cysteine-type deubiquitinase activity. Lineage: Eukaryota; Ciliophora; Oligohymenophorea; Peniculida; Parameciidae. Gene Ontology annotation, biological process: proteasome-mediated ubiquitin-dependent protein catabolic process; regulation of proteasomal protein catabolic process; protein deubiquitination. The transcript is spliced from 3 exons. The record is from RefSeq and is a predicted model, not a curated record.
AUGUCAUACUAAGAGAAAAAGGAUGUAACGGAUUAUUUAGUUAAUGUGCUGCGAUGGACGAGAGAUCAAGUCGAAGAUUUUGGGCCUUAGUGUUAAUGGAAUAAGGAAAAAAUGAUACAAACUUAUAACAACUUUUAUGUCCCUAAUAUUCAAUAAGGAAGACCUUAGGCCCAAAAAUUAUAUGCACAAGAUAUUCAGUAGGAAAUGCUCAAUCAAAAUGAUAUCGAUGAUUAGGAAUAAUUGAAAAUUGGACUAAUGGCUUCUUAAUUUUAAUAAGACAAUACACCUAUCAGAGACAGACUAAAACAUGAUUACUAUCCUGUAGGCAUAUAGAACUUGGGGAACACCUGCUAUUUUAAUUGUCUAUUAUAGAUAAUUUUUUAUAAUCCUAAUUUGGUUGAAUCGAUUUUGUAAUACAAACAAUAAGAGAAUAACCAACCUGGAGAUACUCUUCAGCAGCUCAGCCAGAAUUUUAUGACCCAACUUCAGCAUGUAUUUGCUUAAUAAAUGCUUUGGAAUUAGAAGUAUUUGAAGCCGUCGGAAUUCUAUGAUGCUGUGAUGAAGUUUGAGAUGCAAAAACAAAAUUACAAGAUAGUUCAAAAUAACGAGUUUAGAGAUUUAAGCGAAUACUUUAAUUGCUUUAUGGAAUUAAUCGAUUAAACUCUCAGCAGGAAUUUCAAUAAGCUCAAUGAUCAAAUCAACUUCUUCUAUAAUGAAGACUUGGAAAAGCAAUAUAUUAUAAAGCAAGACAAGUAGCCUUAAUUGUAAUGGCAUAUAGGCAUAUAGAAUAAGCAAAUCUAUAAUUUUUUGUAUAAAGAAAUCAUUGAAAACAAAAAUUUUAUAAAAUAGCUGCCCCACAACCUUAUUUUCACUAUAGGGAGGACAGAUCAUUUAAAUAAAAAAAUAGAGGAGGAGUUUCAUUUUCCUUAGGAAUUGCAUUUAGAUUUCGUUUUACGCGAUUAAUAGGCUACUGAACAUGUUUAAAAAUAUAUCAAUUAAUAACUCUAAACCUAUAAGGAUUAUCAAUAAUUAAAAAAGCAAGUAGAUGCCUUUGAGAAAGUUGUCAAGCAUUAUGAAUCACUCCCCACUUUUGAUACGUUUAUUCUAAAUAGUUUGAAGUUCGAGCACAAACAGAAGAUUUAAGAAAUGAAACAAUACUUUCCCUUGAAUUACCACCUCUUGAAUUAGGAGCUACAAAAGAAUUCUAAGCAUCUCUAUCAAUUGGCUCAAAUAGUUGCUCACACAGGUAGUAUUAAUUAGGGUCAUUACUAUUUGUAUUAAUACAAUUUUCAUAUGAAGAAAUGGUUUAAAUACAAUGACACAGUCGUUGUAAUCUAAUAAGAAUAAGAAGUAAUCAGUGAUUCCAUUAAAUAAGGAAAUAUUCUGAUUUACAUAAAUUAGGAACAAAAAAAGAAAGUGGAACAAUAUUAAAAAUAACUAUAUGAUAUUGAGACCAUUAAAAAAGCAAGGGGUGUAUAAUUGCUCUAAUAUGAUAAUCACCCAUAUGAAUACUUGUCCAAGAUUCCAUUAAAAAUACGCAAGGAAGUAAUUACAAGUAACGAAACCUUUCAAAAUCGAUAUAACGAAUAACAUAAAUGA